GACUUGGAUUGCUUUGGAGUACACCAAUGUUUGACAAAAAGUUUAAAAGUUUCUUGAAGUUUGAAGUUCGUAUACAGUGUUACUAACAUAGCUAUCUAAUGUAGGGACUCAUAAUUAGAGAUGAGUACAACCAAGUAAAGGAAGGAGGUCACAUCACUGAGGAGAUAGAUACAUACAUCAAGUGGAUGCUAAAUAAUUGUACUGCCUCAUAAACUCCCCGGGUGAAGAGUUACCUGCUAAAGCAUAAUAUGAUGUGAUAAUACAAUCAUACAAUAACAAUGUGAUCCAACAAUGUGAUGUACCUGCCACUACAACAUGAUAACAGGAUACAAGUAGUACAACUUAUGAAAAAACAUAUGAUGACCUUAUGAACACACGCAGAGAGAUACAGCACUCGCACACAGAGUUCACAUUUAUCUCUGUUCUGUUACAACAUAGACAAGUAUAAAGAUGCAAGAUAAACAAAAGAGUACUUGGACCUAUCAAACCAUUGAACUUAUCUAUAUUUGUUGUUGUUAACAUAGGUAUAGCAUGAAUAUAAUUCAUCCAAUACCAAAACAGGGCCCUUACAUGUAGAAGUGAUGCCAGAACUGUACAAUAUUCAAGCUAGAACUAGUACAAUCUGCUGUUGGGGAAAUGUGACUAAAAUUUAAGUCUGCAGACAGAUGGAAAAAUCCUGACAGGUGCAUCUUGUAGUAUGAUUUGUGAUCUUGUCCUACUGACACUCCUGUUUUGAGCAGGAUCUUUAGUAAGGUCUGCUGCCUCUCUUGGUCUCUUAUGAUGACAUCGUUACUAUAAGUUCCCGUCAUAUCUCCGCAAGUUCACAUAAUAUCUACAAACAUAGCGUCAUAUCUACAACAUUAAGUGGUAUCCUAGGAGCUGUAUCUACUGGACUCUGCUGGAUCACUUUUUCUGGAAGUUUUGAUGUUUGAGUUCAAGUUUAAAAAAAGUUGGCAUGACAUAUAGAAAAGAUUUCUGCACGAUUGGAGUUAAAAAGUUCAACUUUACAAAGUUGCAUUCAAUAAAUGCAUUUAAACUGGUGUUAUAUGGUUGGAUUGGAUUGACAUUUAGAGGUGUUACUGGAAUAUAACAACAUAACUUAUCUACCUACAAAUAUAUUGAGGAUUAUAUCUGUUCAGUGAUGGCCUUAAAAGUUAAUCCCUUAGGGUCAUGUAAACAAUGUGUGGAUUCACUUGAUGAAAAUAUAUUAUGAACACUAACUUCAGUACAUGUAAGGAUAUUGCAAGUUUAUGUACAUAAACAACUCAUAAUGGAUUAAAGUAUGUGUGGAUUAGAUAAUAUUGGAUUUAAUUAAAAUAGGUUGAUCUCCUGGAUUAUUAUUUAGGAUGGAAGAGAAAAAAGCAUCAAAGAUCCCCAAACUUGGAUUGUUUCAUGGUCUGCGAAAUAAAACCCCCACAAACUCACCUGGUAACUCACCACGUCGUCCCCCUGAUCAGGAAAAGCCAAAAGGUUCACCGAGGACCCCUCGGUUGUUUUUUGGUCGACGUAAUGCUGCCAAAAAGAAAGAUGCUAGAAUCGCGAAAUAUGCCAUUCCCGAGAGUGAUACAAAUUCGAGACCAGAGGGGGGCACUAGAAAAGGUUCCGUGGAAUCGGCAGAUACUGUUUUCUCACAGAAGAGUGUGGAGUCUUUCUCUAGCUCUAACUUCGAUGGUCUGGAGAUCCCGCAGAAGAUUACAACAGUGACGCUGCAGAAAGAGGGCAGCAGCAGUUUGGGGUUAAAGAUCGCGGGAGGACGGGGAUGUAAACGUGGCGACAUCGGGAUAUUUGUCGUGAAAGUUGUUAAAGGUGGAAUUGCACACAGAGAUGGUAGACUCAAACGUCAUGAUGAAAUCUUAACAAUCAAUGGUAAAUCUCUUGAAGGUCUAACACAUCAUGAGGCAGUAGAAGUCCUGAGAAACACAGAGGAAAUUGUACAGCUCCUCAUUGCUAAAAGGCCUAAAGGAUUUCAACCAACAAGUGAAAGUUUCCUUGAUUCGGCAUCUGAGACCAGUAGUUUAUGCAGUAGUAAUGCAAGUCCUACCUUUAGUAGGACAUCAUGGACCCAAUCUCUAACCUCCUGUGAUAGUUUUACCAGUGAAAAUAGUCCCAGAGAAUAUAGUCCCAAAACAGUUGGUCCCAGAAAAGAUAGCCUAGGGAAUAAUUCUCGAGAUGGAAUCAGUAAAACGUUAACCUAUGAAAACAGUAGAAUUCCAAGUCCUAGAAAAAUAAGUCCCUUAACGCAGAAUAGUGUAAAAAGUCCCAUCGAUGUAACAAGUGAGUUAUCUUAUCCCGAUCGAAUUAAAACUGAAAAUUUGAUUACAAAAUUAGAUAAAGAGGAGUCAUUGGAUAACAAAACAUCUAGUCAAAUUGUUAAUGGUGAUAGUAGGGAUAAGGUAAGUGAUAGUAAGGAUAGAGGCAGAAAACAGCUGGAUGUAACUCACAGACAACAAACAUUAAGUAACAUUACAACACCCUGUGAUACAACCACAACAAAUACUCAAAAUACUACAAGCUCAGCUUCUACACACGAACAAGAAUGUGAUACAGUUGCUAUAGCAACGACAACAAAGACUAAACAUAACUAUGAAAAUUGGCCUCUUGCUAAAGACAAUACAGCACAGUUAGACGUGCAAAUUCCUCGGAGUAAAUUACCAGUUUCUAAACAACGGAAGUUGCUUCCUCCACCACCUAAACCACCCAAACCAAGGGGCACUAGUCAGCCAAAAGUGGGGGAUGAAAAUGCAAAUGAUAACAUUGAGGAUGAUGAUACUAUAGAGCAUGAGAUCAAACACACUGAACAAACACAACAAAUUACUGAACCUGAAACUGAAGGAAAUAUCUUGAGUCAACUUUUAAAUGAGAAUAAGCUAUCAAUAUCAGAUAUACAGCCUCCCAAUGAUCAAGAGGACACAUGUGAUUUAGAAUUGCGUAAUCGGAGCAGGGAAUCAAGGUUGUCAACUUCUGAUACAAGUCAGUUAGAGAUGUCAUUGGCAUUAAGUCCACGUCGGAGAAGCAAGCUGCCUGGGCCCCACCCAGUAGCGCUGAUGAAGGGGGCAGGGGGCAAGGGUCUUGGCUUCUCCAUUGUGGGGGGCAGGGACUCAGGACGGGGCAACAUUGGAAUCUACAUCAAAACAAUCUUUCCCACUGGAGUUGCAGCGCAAGAUGGAAGACUCAGAGAAGGUGAUGAGAUCUUGAGUGUGAAUGGUGACAGCCUCCAAGGACUGACUAGACAGGAGGCCAUUGCUAAGUUCAAACUUGUCAAGAAAGGUGUGGUCAACCUGAAUGUACGUAGCAGAGGACCAAGUCCUUAUACAAGUCCAAGCCUUACCCCAAGCCACACUCCCCAGUCCAGUAUCUCUGGGGACACACCUGCGUCACCUCUACCUUGUGUUCAGGAGGAGCUCAACCAAUCAGGUGCCUUAGAAAAAUUACACCGUCGUACAAAAUCAACAGAAACUGAACAAUCUGGGAUACCUCGGCGUAGAAAAACACGAAGCACAUCAAGCACAUCCAGUGUGUCAAGCAUCUCGAGUAUUGAAUCUGAGGACACGUCAUCGGACAAUUACGUCAUAUCAACACAACAUGACGAGGAAUCUUCAAAAGUGAUCGAUCAGAUCGAGGAUUUAAAUAAAAAUUUGCAAGUUGAAUUUGAGUCGUCAUCUGGGAGUAACAAGUGUGUAGAGAGUAGCUCACCAGGUGGCGGCGAGGUAUCAACUGCUGAGAGUGAAGUGCCAAUACAGUCUAAUGUAGUCCAGGCUCCUAGUAGUAACAUAACCAAGGUAACCAAGGAUACUGGUUCACCUGGAGAUAUCACCAUGGAUACUGGACAGAUGUCAGAAAUUGUACUACAUAAAGUGGCAGAUGAAAGUCUUGGCCUUGGUGUUGUCUGCAAGGAGAUUAAGAAGGGCUUAUAUGGUAUAUUUGUGGAGGACACGGCAGAGCGAUCCCCUGCACAGCUCAAUGGAAACUUAAACAAAGGAGACCAAGUACUCCAGGUAAAUGACCACUCUCUUAUCAAUGCUCGCCUGAAGGAGGUCUACGCAAUAUUCAGAAAUGUCCAGCCAGGACCUUGUAAACUGAUUGUGCUGAAACAUUCAGAGGCGUCAGCUUUGAAAAGCCCCGGAGGGACAUACACAUCAUUAGUGACACCCAAGGCGUAUUCUCUCAAUGAUUCCAAUCAGAUAUCAAACAUCGUUCCCUCGUCUACCAAAGGGUAUUCAUCAGUCAGUUCAUCUGGGGCACACAUAAAACCUUCUCCCAGGAAGUUUGCUUCUGUAAGUCCUCCACCAAGGAUUCUGCCAAAAGAGGCCGCCACAGUUCCUAAGAUGGUGCCGGUUGCUAUGGAGAUAGAUAUUGGUGAAGAGGUUCCUCAGAAAACAGAAACAGCUGUAGAUGAACCAAAUGAGCAACUGUUUGACACUCAAGCAGCUGUAGAAAUAGUUGACAAACAGGUAUGCGACAACAAGGCAGUUGUAGAAGAGAAGGACAGUGACCAGGUGUUUGACAAUGAAGCAGAACCUGCAGAGGAUAAUAAAGUAACUUCAAAUGAACCAGAAUUGAAGCAACAUAAGGAGGGCAAUGAUGAACUAGAGAACAGAACUGUUGAACAAGUUGAUGAAUACAAGGAAGAUACUGAUAAACCUGCAGAUGAUAUUGGUGAACAAGAAAAGGAGAAUGUAGAGGAACAACCUACUGGCAGCAAUGCUGAACUAGAAGAGAAACCACGUCACUCAGCCUCUGAGGAAUCGCACAACCUCAGCAUGCCUCUAAAGGGGUUAAUGCCCAAGAUCUUCAACAAGAAGAGGGCCAAAGACAUUAGCUCUGACAACAAAUAUAAACUGUCUCCCAGAGAUGAACCCGCAACCCCAUUCGGAUUACCUGGAGGCCCACAACCUAAUAUGGCAUUUCUCGAGAGCACACGCCAGCUUGAAAAUAGUGAGAAUUUCGACCCAGCAUUAGAUUAUGAUAUCAGAAAUAGUGAGAAUCUGCAGCCAAUGCAGAGUUUUGCUCAGGACCCCUAUAGUGAUUCUAGACCCAAGUCUUCCGCCCCUAGUGUUCCUGCCCCUCCUGUCCCCCGAUCAAAGUCUUCUGCCCCUAGUGUCCCCAGACCAAAGUCUGGUCCCCCUGGUAUCCCAGUGUCUAAGUCUUUUGGGCCUAAACGUCCUCCUCCACCCAAACCACCCAGGCGGGGCUCCAAACUUUCAGAAACAGACACUCAACCACAAGAUGAACUCACAAUAGAUGGUGCUAGUGGUCAAUCUCCAGAUAUUACACAAAACUCUGCUCCACAACCUCCAAAGCGUAAAAAGAAACAGAAAAAUGUUGAUAUUAUGGAGAUUGAUUUUUCUAUUGGUGACACAUCCCGUGAGGAUAACUGGGGCAUAAACCCAGAGGAUGGUCAUUUAGACACAAAUAGUGGUGCCCAUAAUGGGAGCAUAUAUGAGAAUGUAAACAUGGAUUAUCAGGAUGAUGUUCCAGUAACAAAUUUAGAUGAAAUGUCUGAUUUUGAAGAUGAGCCUGAGAUCAAAGUUCCGUAUAGAAAAAAGAAUAAAGAUAAUAAACAAGAAGGUCUUCCAAAAAUACCUGUUAAUGAGACAAAAAGUGCUGGAUCAGCAGAAUCUGAACAGUACCUUACUAUGCAAUUACAUUCUGAGCAUUCCACGAGUGACAACAUAGAACCCGGUCACCAUAGUAACAACCAUGACACACCAGGUGCAAAUUUCACUCUUACAAAUAAAGACAAUGCAGUAUCUUCCAAGUUGCACUCCAGCACAGAAAGCGAGAGUAGUGACUAUCAAAGCAUUCCAAUAGACAUUCUCACCCUCCAUAGACUUCCGGGAGAAAGAAUGGGAAUGGCAUUACGCAUAGAAGGGGACCCAAAUAAGAACUCUCAAAUCGAGGGUGUAUACAUCGAAGGGGUAACACCAGGUGGGGCUUCUGAGCGAGCCACCGGGGCAAAAAAGGGACUGUGUGUUGGGGAUGAGAUCCUACAGAUAAACGGCUCCCAGUUAAAGGAAUACACAUACUCUGAAGUGAUUCAAAUCUUCAAGGAGUUGCCUCUCAUGGUCAUUCUGACUGUGCAGCGUAGGGUCAGGAUGGACUUGAUACAACAAGAUAAUGCAAGGAAGGCUGCUGAAGCACAGAAAGCUAAGCAGGAAGAGAAAAAUGAGGAUGCUGAUGAGGAGAGUGAGUUUGAUGGGUUUGAAACACAUGUGGUUCAUAUCAAGAAACGUCCUGAGGAGAAUCUUGGACUGAGUAUUGUACCGAGCUAUGGAUCUACCAGGGACUACUUUCAGGUCAAGAAGGUUCUAGCAAGUGGUGUAUGUUCACGCUAUAAAGACAUCCAACCAGGUGUGAGACUACUCAGUAUCAACAAACAAUCUCUCAAACUUCUCUCACAGUCUCAGUGCCUUGAUCUACUUAAGCAAUCAGAUGAACAUUUAGAAUUAGAAAUAUUGAAAUCAACCUCGAAAGAGACGCUCGCCUUCACUCAGUUAGAUAGUGAUGAUUUAGAUACUUUGAAUGAUUAUACUGAAAUCCCUGGGAACCUGAAUGUGUUGACAGUGAAAGGACCAAACCAAGUGAAAAGCAGUGAGAAAGACUCCCAGUCCAGUGGUAGUGACUCGAAUGCACUUGGUAAAAUAAACAUUGAUGACGAUCUUCCACAUAGGCGUGCACAACUUCCACCAAAUCAAUUGUUCGCUGCUACCAAUAUGAAACUUGCGUAUAAAACCCCUGGACCAAUCAGACAUACAGCAUCAGAUGAUACAACAACAGAGACUGAAUCAGAAUCAGAGAAAUCAAAAUUCUUCUCUGAUCCUUCUAAAUUACAUUCCCCUACCAUGCAGAGAAAGAAUCCCCCUCCUCCAAAAGAUGAUCUCUUCACUCGACUAACCUCUGAAUCUGAUCUUAAACAAGAUGACCUUCCAGUACCUGAUCUUUUGAAAGGAACCAAUACAGAGGUCAUCACGACCACUGGAGAUCCGUCUGUUCCACUGACCCCUAAAGGUCAAGGUAACAUUGUAGGUAUGUACACCACACCACAGAGUGUCAUAUACCAACAGGUCGACUCUGACAGUGAUGAAGAAAUCAGAGAAGUGUUUAUAGAUCUUGGUGAUAAACCCACCAUAAAAGAACAAAUAGUAGAGGUGGCACCUGAUUUCGGCACUGAAACUGAUAAUGCACCAGCUAAGAAAGAAAGACCUCCUCCCCCACCAAGAAGAGGAUCAAAACUUUCUACUGCACCCACAAAUGAAGCAAUUGUGGAUGAUACUUCUGCUGGGGAGGAAACAGCUGAAGAUGUCCCUAUCACUAAUAUUGAUGACAUGUUUACCAGUGACUCUGAUGAUCCUGAUGAGAACUCAGCCACUGAGAGCUAUGAUGUAAUAGAGAAUAAUCCUCCUGGUGCAAUACUAGAUACAUAUCCUCCUGAUCUGGCCCAUAUUGAAAUGGAUCAAGGACACAUUGGGGAAUCUUCCACUGAUCCUGAUGUGUUGCCACCUGCAGUUCAACCAGAGGUUCCAUUAGAGGUCAAGAUUCAAGGUCAUGAUGACUCAACAGUGGUGUCCUCUAGUGAUAACAUUUCCCUGUCUCCAACCACUCAUACUUUGAUACUUAGCAACCCAUGUUCACCUUUUAGGAAGAACACUCCAGAGCCCUUUGAUAUUUCAACAAACAUUGAGCGUUCUCCUGUUACACCUGAAACCACAGAAGAACUUAAACAUGCUCUAGCUGAUCCAUUUGAACAACUUGAAGCAGAAUAUGCCAAGGAAAACACAGAAGCUUUUAAUACACUUGAUGACGCUAUCAACUCAUUUGAUGAAGCAGAUGAUGACAUAAAAGAUGAUACAAUUGAAAAUGAACAAACUGAAGCCAAGCAGAUAAAAGAUACAGAUAAACAGAGAACAGAUAUUGAUCAAAAUAUUUAUCUUCCUGUGAGAAAAAUCACUCCUAGAUCCCGCAAAGGGCUGAGUGGAAUUAUGGAUUUGUUUGAUCAAGUUGAAACGUCCCCUGUUGAACAAGCAUCUUUCGUGACAGGUACUUUGACAGAUGAGCCCUAUGACUUUGAUACAUCAGAGCCAAUUUCACAAUUAGCUGAACAUGAAUACACGACACCCGCUCAAUACAAUAGCACAGCUGUAGGAGUAGACCACCUCAAUAGAGACAGUCAGGAUGACCUUCCAGUAGGGGACCAUAGUGAUAGUGAGGAUAGCACACUUUCUGGAUCUGACCAAGGGAUGGAGCUACCCCCACCUCCAAUCAUGAGCCCCCCUCCUAGUAGCUUGAUGGCAGUAGGGUCAGACACUGAGUCCAACUUACCCCUCCCUUCAUCCACUGAUGUCUCAUUCACCCAGGGGUCAGAUACAGAAUCUUGUGUCCCUCCCCCACCUCCUAUCAUCACCCCACCACCAUCAUUCCAAACAGUGCCACCCCCUGGCUCAACAUCUCCACCCCCUAGCUCAACACCCACAGGGAGCCCAACUAUAGAAGUGACUCUCACAUUUCCAUCUAAUUGGCGCUCAAGGUCACCUAGUAACCAUAGUGAUGAAGAGCCUGACAAACACAACAAAGUGCUUGAUCACACUAAGCUGUCAGGUGCAUUGACACAUAACAAGUCACUGACAUUAUCAGAUGGAGAGCUUGAGAAACCUUAUAAUAAACUAGACACAUCAUCUCUGGAGGAUUUAACUAGUAAUCCAUACACCAAACUUCAGCCUACGGCUCUGAAUAUGUUAAAACAAGAGGCAAAUAAGUCAAAUGAGAGUCCAUACGAAGUUUUAGAUAUACCAGAGAGUGAUCGUAAAAUAUACCAAACAUUAAACCCUGUUAUCCCAGGUAUGGAUAUUAAUAAUGUUGAUACAGGGACCAGUGAUGAUUCAGUUACUAUGGGAACGGAUCCAGUUACUAUGCCAACGAUGGGUGUGAAUGUAAACAAUCAGCAGGGAGAUAAUCACAUCCUAGAUACUACACCUGAGCAGACCUCCAGUGUUAAUCAAAAUAUUUCCGAAAUGAAAGCUGAGCAUUGGGGAAUGUCAGGCAAUGUAGAUAAUAACAUUGGAUUACUUCCAGUGACCUCAGCAGGGGAAUGCGAGCCACUUCCAAAGUCAAGUGAUCAGAUGAGAGAUCCAGGUCAAGAUGUUAGCUCACAGCCUCCCGAGGUUAACAGCAUCCAAAGUAGCAUUCAGAACAGACAAGCAGAGCAGACAGGUGAGGCAACGGAAAUUAGAGAGCCAAAAUUGCAACUUUCUAACGAGACACAUGGUUCCCAUUCUGAGGAUUCCAUAGCCACUCCAGACCAUGCUGAGACUGGAGGAAACCAAUACAUUGAUUCUACAAGAGAUCAGGAUCAAAUAAUGGACUUACAAACAACAAACAUGAAAAUCACGGACCCUGUUGCUAUAGCAACCAAACCGGGGACACAAAAGGUGGCACCACCUAUUCCAAGACCCAGGACAUCUCUUUUGAAGCCAGUGACUCCUGUAAAACCUGAUUUGAAACCAAAACCAGAUUUAAAACAGCCGAAACCAGUGGCAUUUCCCAAACCACAAGUGAAUAUUAAACCACAACUGAAGACCUUACCAACUAAAUCAGAAAAUCAACCUAUAUCUCUAAGAGGAGAGAAGGAUAUAUCAUCACUCUACACAAAGGAUAAAACUGCAUCUCAAUUUAAAAUUCCAUCUCCAAAAUUCAAGACUAAACUUUAUUCUAAUAAAAGAACACCUACAGAGCCCUUCCAAGUGAACAUCUUGAAGAGCAUUCUGGGAUUGGGGGUUACCAUAGCAACUAAUGACAAUGGAGAUGCCAUAGUGACAAAACUUGACCCCAGAGGGCCAGCAACUAAAAACAGCAAUAUUAAAGUUGGGGAUUACGUUGUUUCUAUCAAUGGGACUGAACUAGGUGGACGAACAGACGCAGAAGUUCAGACAAUAUUGCAACGAUUGCCCAGGGGGCUAAUUAGAUUCAUCAUUUCACUGUCGCCACCUGGUGGGCAAAUGGAUCCUAAAGAGGAGGAAACAGUGCCACCUAUUGUUGAAAAAACUGCUGGUGAUACAUCAAAAUUGGGGGCAACCAACCUGAGCUUCAUCCCUGAUGUGAUACAAAAGAAACAGAAUGGUUUAGAUGUUAACAAUGGAGAAUUGAACAAAGAAAAGGAAUCUUUACAGGAGAUAGAUCCAAUUAAAAGCCCUGAGUUCGAACCUAAGCCUGUAUCAGAUAUUAAAAGUGUACAUGUAAAUGGUAGCACAAAGGAGACCAGUGAUACUUCAGAACCAAUUGUUGCAGUGAAUAGUGCCACAACAGCAGUUGAAAUAGUUGAUUUGAAUGACAUGAAAGAUACACACAGAGAACAAGCCAUUGAUACAGUCUCAACUGAAUCUAAAGCAGUAAAUGGAAAAAUAAUUGAAUCAGAGAAUGCCAAUGUGAAAAUUAUUCCUACACCAGGAAACGAUUCUGCAACCUCAGACCCUGUUAAGAUCACAAGGAUGCAGUCUGAGACAAGUACCGAUACGAGGUCUUCUACAAGCACCCCAAGCUUUCCAAGGUUGCCACCAGAUGGCGAUGAAUUCCCAGAACAUUACACAGAUGGAGAAGGCCACAUUGUUGUUCCAAUUCUCAAACCUGGAGAUGAGGAUCUAAUUAUUAAAAAUGUCAGUCUGAAUAAUGAUGCCCCACCUCUCCCAUCAUCUGUCCCCCCUCUACCAACAGGCCCCCCACCUCCUGUACCCCCUGUUGAUGAUAGCAUAGGAGAUGGCCCAUCACCAUCGGACCUCAAUGAUAUAUCAACAACAGAUGAUGAUACAUCAUUUGGUGAACUAGAUAAGAAGGACACUAUGAGUAUUGAUGCAAUGGAGCUACUUUCACAAUUUCAUCCUAGCCUUUUAGACAGGUCCAAACCAGAGGAAACUGUCACUGAGGCUCCCCCUAUGCAAAUAGAUACAAUGGAUACAAAGCUCAAAAAUGGACUAUCAGAUAAAAAUGACAAUAGAAUCAAAGGUGAAGUAACAUUAGAUGUUAACCUAAACAAAACAGAAGUAACAUCCUCCAAUCUAUCCAGUCCACCCGCCAAGGUUCUAAGUGCCUGGGAGUACCCGGCCCCAGCUCCCUCAAAAGAAGAACCAGUCGAAACAAAUGGCCUUAAAGAUGAUGUUUUUGAUAAUCUACCAGCCCCCACCAAAUCCAGCACAUUACCAGUUUUAUCUAAAGGAAAGCCUCCAAAUUAUGACUUGUAUGGAGCCAGAAGUGAAAGAACUGCAUCUCCAGCUGUAGAAGUGAAUGGAACAUGUGGUGACUCCAUCAAGUCAGAUUCUCCAGUGCCAUCUAUAACAUCUCCUGGGAGAUCAUCCAGCAUUGGUUCAGGAUCUCUCAGUCUGUCCAGAGAUGGGUCAGUCUCCCCUAAUCUUGCAUCAAGUAGUGAAUUAUCAAGGUGGCGUCGGGCAAGUGUUGACUCUGAUAACGAGAGUGUCUCCUCAAGAUCAUCCAGUGGAAGUUCUAGGAGGUCAUCAUGGGCGCCACCUUUAUUGAGCCAAAGUAAACAACGCCGACCAUCAUCCAUUAUUGAAUCCAUAAACGAACAGAAGAAAAGUGAAGGCUCCAAACUGAAGGGCCUCCAGGUGCCAGGAUCUACCUCCUCUGCAAGGAGGGUUUCUACUGGGAAAGUUGCAGAUAUGCCCAAAUUAGGAGGAGUAAAAACCUUAUUGCCACCAUUGAAGAAAGACUUGGGUUCUAUUCCUGUUAAAUUUGAUGCCAGUAGGAAGAGCCAAACAUUACCAAUUAGACCUACGAGGCAAAGUUUGCCAGGUAAUUUAUCGUAUAAACCAUUCAGUCUGAAAUCAACCACCACACCGUCGACUGGUGAUAUAUCAGAGGAGGAAGUGUCACCAGCCAAACAAGGGAAAACUAAAUCACCAGUUAGCAUUCAAAAGACUCCACCAAUAAAAUCACCACGGCGACAGCCAGUAUUCACUUCUCCAGAUGUCACCAAGAUAGAACCAAAAAAUGAAAUUGUAAUUGACACUGGAACCCAUACAAUGCAUCAGGAAACCCCUGAAAGUAUAGCUCUUCCUGAUAGUUCCCCACCUGAAUUGCCAUCCUCUCCGCCAAUAUUACCAGCAUCUCCUCGACCGACAGACGAUUCUGUUAUAUUGAGGGUUGAGAAGAAGUCAGUAACACUACAAGAAACACCACCAGACCUUCCAUCCUCCAUGCCAACUUUACCAGUCUCUUCACGACCUUCUGAAGAUGAUAUCAUAGUAACUUCUGACAAAAAAUCAUUCAAACUACCCCAGUCUUCACCACCAAAAAUACCUGCAGACACUGAACCUAUUGUUAGUAAAUCUAGUCCUUUAUUAAGUGCAACAAGACCACAGGUGUCCCUUAAGCAUGAAUGGGUCACAAAAACACCUGACACUGACGCUCCAUCUAUCCCGUCAAACACAUACCCUGCUGUUGAUAAACCUCUCAAAAUUACACCAGAGACAUCCAACUCUACAGUUUAUUCAAGCCAGAUUAGUUCUCCUCGUAAGGUGACAGACAAACCAAAUGUGAGCACCUUGGAAAUAGGAGAGCCUACCUCUGUCAAGAUCACCAUCAACUCCCCAGCAAAAAGGACUCCAUCACUAAAUGUUGAAUCAUUACCAAGAUCACCUGCUGCAGUUGAAGUUCAUGAAGAUACCGAGUCUUCAGAUGAUGAUGAUCUGCUUAAUGAGAUUGAUGCAUUGAUGGCUAAAAGCCAAAAGAAGUCCCCUGUGUUUUCCUCAUCAACUGUCGUCUCACUGGCUCCCACAAUUCAGGGAAGAACAAAGCCACAGAAUGUAUAUCCCCCUGUGGAGGCAAAUCUUUCCCCAUCUAAAGUUACAAUUGGGAGAACCCAACCCGAUGCGCCAUCUAUCCCAGCAACAAAAAUAAACAUUCAGACUACAUCUAUAAAAACAGAAAUCCUAUCUGAAAAACCAGAGUCUAACUUUGAACCUAUUGCUAUAUCAGUUAACCCCACAUCAAUGAAAAUACAAUCAAUAGACAAUAAGCCAGAAGAUACAAAGGUCAAACCUGUAGAAAUCAAAGGACCCUUUGCAAAUACAAAGGUCGAACCUGUAGAUGAGCAAAACACUGCUCCUGUUCUGCCUCCAUCACAGCCACCCAAACUGGUAGAACCUGAAACGAAAGUUGAACCAAAGACAGUGGAAGGACAAGAACCCUGUAAUGAGAAAACUGCAGUUGAGAAAUCUAAACUGACUGAUACAGAAAUAUUUGAUUCAAAACCAUCCCGUCCCUCUGUUACCAGAGGUGCUAUUGAGAUGACCCACACUGAUACAAAUAGUACUUCAUAUUCUUCAAAAUCCUUAACUCCAGAGACAAAAUCCCGCACCAGUCGCUACAGCUCUGACAGUUCACCAAGUCGAUAUAACGCUGAAUCGACAACUCCCGAAGUCCGACCUCGCUCCAGUCGUUAUAGCUCUGACAGCUCGCCAAGUCGAUACAGUGGAGGAUCUUCGACCCAAGAAACCCGACCACGCUCAAGUCGCUAUAGCUUUGACAGUUCAACGAGGGAACCAUACUCCAGUAGAGCUGAUAGGCUAUCAACAUCUAGGUAUAGCAGUGAUUCCUGGAGGACUGAUAGGUUAACCACUAAGCCUGUUAGUGAGGAUGCUCCAUGUGGUAAAAUACUGAGCACAGAGCCUGAUGGGACCAAGACAAUAGAGAUCACCAGGGGAGAGUAUGGCCGUACAGGGCUGGGCUUCAGCUUAGAGGGGGGCAAGGGAUCAGCCUUGGGGGAUAGACCUAUGGCAGUAAAGAAACUUUUUAAAGGUGGUGUAGCAGAACAGAGUGGACUCCUACAUGUGGGUGAUGAAAUAUACUCUGUCAACGGAGAGGAUUUCACUAACAAGAGCCAUACGGAGGGCUGGAACUAUCUGAAGACCUUAACCGAGGAUAAAGUGAAGAUCAGAUUGAAGUCUAUACUUGAUUUAUAGACAUAUUAUGAACAUACAGUAUAUAACCUGUCUAAACUGAAUUGAACCUUUCUUGGACCUGAGUUAAAGAUUUCAUGUUAAGUGGUCUUUAUUGUGAGGUUCUGGUCACAUGGGAGUCAAUGGGAUAUCCAAAUAUGGGACUGAGGUAAUCAUAAUAUAGUGUCCACAUUGUAACAGAUUUCGUGCUCUAUAGAUUUUCGAGGAGUGAGGCUGUAGACAGACUACAGACUUAUAAGUCUAAAGACAUUCUGAACAAAGAUGAGACAAUAGACAAAUCAUAUAAAAACAUUCUGAACAUAUAUGACUGAUGCAAUAUUAUAAUACUAUUUUUAGUAAGGCAAGAGCAAGUGGAGUAUCAGAAGGAUUUAGAAAACAUUGAAUAUGUGAAAACUUCAGUGAAAUAAAGGAGGAAUGUGUGAAAAUAUAUGUGAAAAUGUGAAACAUUUAUGUGGAAAUAAUGUGAAAGAAGGAUGCAGUACCUAUUAUAUGGACAACUUUUGAUGGAACAAAGCCAUUGAAUUGAAGUACUGUCAAAUAACAUUUCUCUAUGCAAACUGACAAUAAAAAUAUGGUGAACAUCGAAUUAUCAAAAAGCAAUGUGAUCUUUAUAUAGAAAUUACAUGCAUGAUGUAUGUGAAAAAUAUUGAAGAUUUGUAUGUGAUCAUUUAGAGUAACAAUGUCAGCUAUCAUAUGUGAUGCUCUAUCUAUUUGAUGUCAUGUGACAUCAUGUAUCUGGUGUCAUGUGACAUCAUGUAUCUGGGGUCAUGUGACAUCAUGUAUAUGGUGUCACGUGACAUCAUGUAUUAUAAGGGUGAACUAUGCAAUACUUUAUACACUUGUGCUUAAGAACUCUGAACAGUUCGAUCAAAUAAUUUUAUAUUUCAUAAUCGAAGAUAUGUUGAAAUAGGAUGGAGCAUUUCAAUAUACUUGUACAUUAUGUCUGUACAGUCGUUGAGAAUUUAUGCAAAUUAAGGGUUUAAUUAAGUUGCAUGUAUGUAAAAUGCUCCAUUAACCUAUUUUAAGAGAAAAGUAGGGAUUUAAGAGAAACGUAGGGAUCAAUGUGUGACAUAUAUAGUCUUAAAAUGCAGGAGCUAAAGGAAAGCCAAGCCCUUAUACAAUACAUGAUAGAAGACUCUUUAAGUCUGUUAAACACAAAGGUAAGGAAUCGGGUUUACAACUCCUUUAACUCAAACCAAAUAUAUGGGUUAACUACUCCCUUAAUUACAAAUGUAUUCUGAAUAAUUUAAGAUGCUUCCAGGUUUGAUAAAACAUUCUAGCUGCACCACAUUUUGAAACAGUUUAUAUCUAGCUGGCUACAUGUAGAUAUAGUACAUUUCCUGGGAAAUGUUUUGUUGGGAACAUAAGAAUAUACAUGAUAUAGUUUGACUGUUCCAUUUACAUAUUAAGUAUAUUGUACUUAUGAUUCACUUUAUUACAAUGGUAAUUUUGACAUAUGAUUUUUACACAUUUGUACAAAAAGCUUCCUUUGAAAUUUGUAAUGGUUCGUAUAUAAACUAAAGAAAGUUUAAAAUGUGAAUUGACUAUAUAAAAAUGAAUAAAGAUAUAUAUUAUAUGGCUAAAUUAUGAAAAUUAUUUAUACUAACGAAACACUAUGUAUUUGCAUAAUAAAAUAAUAUUUGUAUAAAAUAUAUGUGUUUGUUUGUGAAUAAUCAAUGCUGAAUAGAAUGAGUAGUAU
Molecule: messenger RNA, 15663 nt
Organism: Owenia fusiformis
Lineage: Eukaryota; Metazoa; Annelida; Polychaeta; Sabellida; Oweniidae
Source: the annotation of a GenBank genome assembly